Molecule: messenger RNA, 1452 nt
Organism: Cucumis melo (muskmelon)
Lineage: Eukaryota; Viridiplantae; Streptophyta; Magnoliopsida; Cucurbitales; Cucurbitaceae
Product: methionine aminopeptidase 1B, chloroplastic
Exons: 10
Coding region: 76-1185 (369 amino acids)
Biological process (GO): proteolysis
Molecular function (GO): metalloaminopeptidase activity
Source: RefSeq, a predicted model, not a curated record
CACCCUUAUUUCUCGAAAACGUUAUCUUCCAUCUCAUGCUACCGUUCGUUCGUUAGUUGAAAGUUCUAGCAAAAAAUGGCAACUGGCGCUUCACUCGUUCGAGUUUCAUCAUUGAAGCUGCUCUCUUCAGUCUCUCAUGGCGAUGAUUUCUCAUCUUCAUCAAAGUCCUCAUCCUUCUUGGGCGCGCCACUUAAUUUUCUUCCUUCUUAUCGUUCCGGGAAACGAACGCCGUUUCAUGAGAAUCUUGUCAUUGUAUCCAAGAGAAUAUCGGGUCUGGAGGAAGCCAUGAGAAUUAGGAGAGAGCGUGAGCUUGGCAUUGUACAAAAAGUUAGAAAGAGACAACCAUUGAGGCGUGGGAAGGUAUCUCCACGUCUUCCUGUGCCCGAUCACAUACAAAAGCCUCCUUAUGUUGGUUCUUCUAUACUGCCAGAAAUUUCAAGUGAGUAUCAAAUGCAUGAUUCCGAGGGAAUUGCUAAAAUGAGGGCUGCUUGUCAGCUUGCCGCUCGUGUGUUAGAGUAUGCUGGAACUCUAGUUAGACCCUCGGUAACAACAAAUGAAAUUGACAAAGCAGUGCAUCAGAUGAUUAUUGAUGCUGGUGCUUAUCCUUCACCUCUUGGCUACGGGGGAUUUCCAAAGAGUGUUUGCACAUCAGUUAAUGAGUGCAUGUGUCAUGGAAUACCAGACUCUCGUCAAUUACAGAGUGGUGAUAUAAUAAACAUUGAUGUGACGGUCUAUCUAAAUGGAUAUCAUGGAGACACAUCGAAGACAUAUUUUUGUGGAGAUGUAAGUGACGGAAUGAGGCGUCUCGUGAAGGUUACUGAGGAAUGUCUCGAGAGAGGUAUCGCUGUAUGCAAGGAUGGUGCUAGUUUUAAGAAAAUUGGGAAGAGAAUCAGUGAACAUGCUGAAAAGUAUGGCUAUGGGGUGGUGGACCGUUUUGUUGGGCAUGGUGUGGGAUCUGUAUUUCAUUCUGAACCACUUAUAUAUCACCACCGCAAUGAGGAACCUGGACAAAUGGUUGAAGGUCUAACCUUUACAAUUGAACCAAUUCUUACGAUGGGAGGCAUUGAGUGCAUAACAUGGCCAGAUAAUUGGACGACUUUAACAGCUGAUGGUAGUCCAGCUGCUCAAUUUGAGCACACUAUUUUGAUAACUAGAACGGGAGCUGAAAUUUUGACCACCCCUUGAAAUUACAUGUAUUAGGUGUGAUAUAUCUAAUCUACCAUGCAUCCAUCAGUCCAUCGUACUCUGACUUGAGCAGCUGAAUUUUAGUAUAUAAUUCUGCGAGAAUUAUUCUUUAUACAUGGGAAGAUGGAUUUGAUCGGAACUUAUGUACCAGGUGAUGCAUGUAUACUAUUAUUAUGUACGGAAAAGAUUUAUAGUACUCGAAUAUUACAUGGUCCUUCCAUUCACUAUUUGACACGUCAUUAGAGGUAUAUUGCUUAGGUCCUUGUA